AUGGCCCAAUUGUCAGGAAAUGAUGCGCCGCCCGCCCCCACCGAUGGCUCCUCGUCUCCUAACAGCUGCACCGAAAUCGCAGAACUUCUCUCUCGCCUCCAGCUCAAUAACUCGCAGCUACAACAGCUCUUUACUGCUCUUACCAAUAUCGCCACCACCAGUGUCAACGAGCCUACUCAACAAACCCCGGACAAGACGUUCGAUCUGAUCAAUGCCGAUGAUGUGCCUCAAAAUGUCUCCAGUGAAGGUAGCAGCGGCAAAGACACGAAUGCCGCGAGUUGUUCACCAACUACCGCCGCCCCACCUGCCAUUGCGGCUGACCCUACCAUUGUAUCUCCCCUUGCGUCGUCCAACGGAGAUCAUGAUGCAGCACCUGACGCAGCAUCCACUGUUACCACCGCUCCUCUCACUCCUAUGGGCGCAGCUGUCGUUGCAGCACCUGUGGCACCAGCCCUCACCGCAGCACCUGCUGCCGCAUCUACCACUAGGGUUUUCAAUGGGGUCACCUACCAAUACCCUGCUCACGGCACUUCUGGUCCGUUCUAUCUUGUCACUCGCGGCCGCGAUAUUGGUGUUUUUGUUGGCUUGGAAAAUACAUCUCCCCUUAUCACUCGUGUCUCGGCUUCGGUCUCCUUCCGUGUUUCUUCUGCAGAGGAGGGGCGACUCUUACAGUUUGCGUAUGGUCCUAUGAUGAGAGACAAAAGGUCUCAAAACAGAGGCGUAUGGGCUAAUACUUUGCAUGGGAUCUCUAGAGUUAUUAAACACACCGCGACAUCUCAACAUGAUUUUUACCUCAAGAGAGUCAGAAUUUUCAGGGCUUCCCUUUGUAAUCGCAGCACCCUCUGCAAAACGUGGCGCCGCCAGUACCGUAAAAAAGUCAAAACAAAUCAGGAUGUUCCGAAUCCGUCUGAACCCGAGAAUGGACCUGGCCCAGGCGAGUUCCAUAAUGAAAUAACUCGACAAGGGUUACACAAGGUUCUCUUCUGCAGCUUGGAGCCGAAAGCUUUCGUCGAGGAACGCCGGAUGCAUCUUAUCAAUGUUACCAAUGGCUCACCCUUUGGAUAUGUUGAUAAGAUUGUCAAGGCAUGCAUAAGGGCCCCAGAUGGUGCGAUCGGCUUAUUGACGGAGGCGGAACACAUGUGGGAACAAUCUCUUUCUCAGAUCCGUGACGCCCUGGCGGAGAUCCUUCAAGAUUAUGGUUGCAGCGAGGAGUAUAGGACGGCUAACGUGACAGCCAACGACUACCAGAACCUUUUAACUCUUUUGGAGGACGUUCACGCAUCUGCCGUAGUUCAAAUCCCAUCACAAUUUGAAGAUGGAUUAUUGAUCUAUUGCCUCAACUACAUUAAUGUACACCUUUUGACCCACCCCCGAAUACGCGUGAUUGUUUACUAUACAGUUGCAGCCACAAAAUUAAGGUUUGAUUGUUUCUUGACGCUAGGUGAACGCCGCCGGAAAAUGGAGAUGGAAAGGAAAAAGCUGAUUAUCGAGCCAACGCCAAGGGCUCCAUCCGCUAGUGACGUCAAGCAUGCCUUGAAAGCCAAGCAAGAUCGCGUCUUGCGCCUUUUACGGCCCAGCUUUGCCUCUGCCAUCAGCGAGGGAGAAGCGGAGGAAUAUCUUAAGAAAGCGUACCUCGUUUGGUUUCUUCGCUUUCCUGAGGUAGAGCCGGAAAUCAAGGUUGAAGAAGCAUUCAAAGAUGACCCUAAUUACGAAGCACACAUCAUCAAGGCACGCGAAAAGCUGCUUAGGACGAAAUUGGGAUGGUCCACUUUCCUCUUCCCUUCGCGUGCCUCCCAACUGGACUUGGAAGAGGGAGCAACUACGCAGUGGGAGAAGGAACUGAACGCCGCCAUUCAAGAAAUCCUGGAGUGGUACCUACCACUUUUAUGA
Messenger RNA from Laccaria bicolor S238N-H82, 1890 nucleotides. RefSeq lists its product as uncharacterized. NCBI's taxonomy places the organism in Eukaryota, Fungi, Basidiomycota, Agaricomycetes, Agaricales, Hydnangiaceae. Bases 1 to 1890 code for a protein of 629 amino acids. The record is from RefSeq and is a predicted model, not a curated record. The transcript has 13 exons.